AGCGCGCAGCCUGCCCCGCGCCGCCGGCAAGCUGGGUCUUGGGAAUUCGGGUUUGCUUUGGCGCGCUCGCUCUUACAAACCACUGGAUCUUACAUGCCUCCGUGCCCCCCUACGUCCACUCCAUGUCCCCAUGCUCCGGCGCCAGCAACAGGACCUGUUCUCUGGAUGUCAGCUGAGUUACUAAGGUGACUCUGCAUGUCCGUAGACAGACCUUGGUAGAACCUCAAGGCUCCUGGAGAUCCCCCGUCUCUCCUUCUUUAUUUUUUUGGUGUGUGUCCUCACUGAGCAUUCAAAACUGUUUCUCCAAAGGUUUUUGCAAAAACUCAGACUGUUUUCCAAAGCAGAAGCACUGGAGUCCCCAGCAGAAGCGAUGGGCAGUGUGCGGACCAACCGCUACAGCAUCGUGUCUUCCGAAGAAGACGGCAUGAAGCUGGCCACCAUGGCGGUUGCAAAUGGCUUUGGGAACGGGAAGAGCAAAGUCCACACCCGACAGCAGUGCAGGAGCCGCUUCGUGAAGAAGGACGGGCACUGCAACGUCCAGUUCAUCAACGUGGGGGAGAAGGGACAACGGUACCUCGCGGACAUCUUCACCACGUGCGUGGACAUCCGCUGGCGGUGGAUGCUGGUUAUCUUCUGCCUGGCCUUCGUGCUCUCGUGGCUGUUUUUCGGCUGUGUGUUUUGGCUGAUAGCUCUGCUCCAUGGGGAUCUGGAUGCAACGAAGGAGAGCAAAGCCUGUGUGUCUGAGGUCAAGAGUUUCACGGCCGCCUUCCUCUUCUCCAUUGAGACCCAGACCACCAUAGGCUAUGGUUUCCGGUGCGUCACGGACGAAUGCCCGAUCGCUGUGUUCAUGGUGGUAUUCCAGUCCAUCGUGGGCUGCAUCAUCGACGCCUUUAUCAUUGGCGCAGUCAUGGCCAAGAUGGCCAAACCCAAGAAGAGAAACGAGACUCUUGUCUUCAGUCACAACGCCGUGAUCGCCAUGAGAGAUGGCAAGCUGUGUCUGAUGUGGCGAGUGGGCAAUCUUCGGAAAAGCCACCUGGUGGAGGCUCAUGUUCGAGCCCAGCUCCUCAAAUCCAGAAUUACUUCGGAAGGGGAGUACAUCCCCCUGGAUCAGAUAGAUAUCAACGUUGGGUUUGACAGUGGAAUCGAUCGUAUAUUCCUGGUGUCCCCGAUCACCAUAGUCCAUGAAAUCGAUGAAGACAGCCCUUUCUAUGACUUGAGUAAGCAGGACAUUGACAAUGCAGACUUUGAAAUUGUCGUGAUCCUGGAAGGCAUGGUGGAGGCCACUGCCAUGACCACCCAGUGCCGGAGCUCGUAUCUGGCCAACGAAAUCCUCUGGGGCCACCGCUACGAGCCUGUCCUCUUUGAGGAGAAACAUUACUACAAAGUGGACUAUUCGAGGUUCCACAAGACUUACGAAGUCCCCAACACGCCCCUGUGCAGCGCCAGAGACUUAGCAGAAAAGAAAUAUAUCCUCUCCAAUGCAAAUUCAUUUUGCUAUGAAAAUGAAGUUGCCCUCACGAGCAAAGAGGAAGACGACAGUGACAAUGGCGUUCCAGAAAGCACAAGUACGGACACGCCCCCUGACCUAGACCUUCACAACCAGGCAAGCGUACCUCUAGAGCCCAGGCCCUUAAGGCGAGAAUCAGAAAUAUGACUGACCGAUUCCUUCUCGGGAAUAGUUACGUUCAAACACAGUCUGUUGGUCAAAGGCCCCAAACAGUGAUUCAGACGACGGUACUGGCGAAGAGGUGGGUCAAGGCAAGUGGCCACCAGGGACUGAGGCUAGCCUGAUGGUUUCAGAGGAAGACUCUCGGCUCAGAGAUGGACGGAACGCACUCAACACGCCUCCCCAUGACCCGACGGCACAUAGACAUGUUGUAGAAUAAGUUAUGGGGUGUUUCUGUUUCGUUUUGUGUUUUUAUGAGACUUGAACUUGCAGGCAAGUCUUGGUUGGGUAUUUGACUUAUCCAGAAUGCUUCUCUUUAGGGAACAAGAAUGUUUUUAAUGGCAUAACAAAGGCAAGACUCUCUGCCUUAAUCUCGAAAAGCUGCUAACUACAUGAACACAAAUUAUAUUUUUGUUGCAGUGUAGUUUUUCUUUAGUGUAAUUUAAAAGUCAGUAUUGAACUUGGUUGAAAGCUCAUGAUAUGCGCUUCAAAGUGCCAAAACAAGAGCCUGAUUUUUUGAGGCCAGUAAUUUGUUUGCUAGAAUUGAUUUUUUUUUUUUUUUCUCUC
This is a messenger RNA of Eptesicus fuscus (big brown bat), 2233 nucleotides long. It is a transcript of the gene KCNJ2, whose product is annotated as potassium inwardly rectifying channel subfamily J member 2. Lineage: Eukaryota; Metazoa; Chordata; Mammalia; Chiroptera; Vespertilionidae. Bases 371 to 1654 code for a protein of 427 amino acids. Gene Ontology annotation, molecular function: inward rectifier potassium channel activity. Gene Ontology annotation, biological process: regulation of monoatomic ion transmembrane transport; potassium ion import across plasma membrane. The transcript is spliced from 2 exons. The record is from RefSeq and is a predicted model, not a curated record. Gene Ontology annotation, cellular component: plasma membrane.